AUGCUGAAUUGCAAAAGUGCAUUAGUUACGGGAGGUACUGGAGCAAUCGGUGGAGCUAUUUGUGAGGAACUUCUCAAGAAUGGUGUAACAAAUCUCGCAGCCAUCGAUAUUAGCCCGGAAGAACCUGCAGUUGUGGCUAAAUGGCGGAAAAGCUUCCCAGAAGCUUCAAUUCGUUACUUCCAAGUGGAUGUGAGCUCAGAGAAAGAACUAUUGAAGUGCUAUGCUAACUUUACAAAGGACAUCUCCAGCUUAGACGUGGUUGUCAACUGCGCUGGGGUAUUCAAUGAAUAAACACCCAAAAAGGUCGUUGAUGUAAAUCUAACUGGAGUUAUUUUGUCCUCAAUUAUUGCAAUUGAGUACAUGAGAAAGGACACCGGACUAGGAAAAGGUGGUGUGAUCCUGAAUAUUGCUUCAACUACUGGCCUGGAUCUCUUCAGCACCCUCCCAACUUACACCGCCACUAAGCACGGGGUCAUAGCCUUUACUCGUUCAGUGUCUCACGACCGGGACUAUCUUGGAAUUAAAUUUUUGACCCUCUGCCCAGGAUGCACCGAUACGAAACUCUAUGCCAACGUUUUCAAAUUUAGUUUUUUAACAACAAAAGAAAAGGAUUCAACUCACUCGAACAAUUUUGCAGUACAGAGCCCUGAAGUCGUUGGAAAAGCAUCCAUUGAGUAUAUUUUGGAGGGGAAGACCGGAAGUGUUUGGAUUAUUGAAGACAAUGAAAUUCAGGAGGCUCCAGUAACUACAAUAAGAUUCUAA
Molecule: messenger RNA, 762 nt
Organism: Lutzomyia longipalpis
Lineage: Eukaryota; Metazoa; Arthropoda; Insecta; Diptera; Psychodidae
Product: alcohol dehydrogenase 1-like
Exons: 2
Cellular component (GO): cytoplasm
Molecular function (GO): oxidoreductase activity, acting on the CH-OH group of donors, NAD or NADP as acceptor
Source: RefSeq, a predicted model, not a curated record